Messenger RNA from Morchella sextelata, 2130 nucleotides. RefSeq lists its product as uncharacterized. Gene Ontology annotation, biological process: DNA integration. Bases 1 to 2130 code for a protein of 709 amino acids. The transcript is spliced from 3 exons. The record is from RefSeq and is a predicted model, not a curated record. Lineage: Eukaryota; Fungi; Ascomycota; Pezizomycetes; Pezizales; Morchellaceae. Gene Ontology annotation, molecular function: nucleic acid binding.
AUGGCUACCGAUAAAACCAAGGCGAUACAGGAGUGGAAAACACCUACCUCGGUACACGACAUACAGGUCUUUUUGGGAUUCGCAAAUUUCUACCGGAGAUUCAUCCGCGAUUAUUCCAAAGUGGUGUCCCCGAUGACAAACCUGCUAAAGAAGGAUGCCCAGUUUGUAUGGACCACCCCCGCGGACCAUGCCUUUAAUCAACUAAAAGAAGCUUUCACCACGGCACCAAUACUGAAGCAUUUCGACCCCGAACGGGCCUGUAUAUUGGAAACCGAUGCCUCUGAUUUUGUCGCGGCCGCCGUGCUCUCCCAGAAAGAUGACCAAGGAAUCCUACACUCAGUGGCAUUCUACUCUCAUAAGAUGACGCCAGCCGAAUGCAACUAUGAUAUCUAUGACAAGGAGCUGCUGGCGAUUGUCCGUGCGUUUGAGAACCUGGAACACUUCAUGUCCACGAAGAUUCUUAACCGUCGCCAAGCUCGUUGGUCCCUAACGCUGUCUUCCUUCAACUUUGUGGUUACCUACCGACCGGGUACGAAGAAUGGAAAACCUGAUGCCCUCACACGUCGAUCUGGAGAUCUCCCUAAGGAAGGGGAUGAAAGACUGACCCAACAGCAUCAGGUUAUACUCAAGCCAAAGAACCUCCGUCUAGCCGCCGUACUAGAGGUCCCCAAACCCGCCAAGGUAUCACCCGCCCGUCACGAUGAACUGCAGGCUGCUUUAGCCAAUGACCCGCUGUCCAAACAAUUGAUGAAGGAUAUCAUCGCCAAGAAGAAACACUCUCGUUUUCUUCCUAUCGGGGAAUGUGCAAUCAAGGAUGGGUUACUGUACUAUCAGGGCCUACUAUAUAUCCCCGAUGAUGCUACCAUUAAGCUGGAGAUCCUCUGCACCAACCACGAUGCACCUUCGGCCGGACACCCUGGACGCGCCCGCACGCUGGAACUCCUGUCACGAAACUACUACUGGCCCCAAAUGCGAAAGUACGUUGCCCGCCACGUGUACCACUGCGACACUUGUACCCGGAUCAAGCCGGCCCGACACGCUCCUUAUGGCCUCCUCAAACCUCUCGUUCCCCCAGUUAAACCCUGGUCCUCGUUGUCAAUGGACCACGUCACCGGCCUACCAGAGUCCCAAGGAUCCAACGCUAUCCUCGUGGUUGUCGACAGACUCACUAAAAUGGCCCACUAUAUCCCUACUAGAGAUACGGCUGAUGCCCCUGAACUGGCCCGCUUAUUCUUACAAUAUGUCUGGAAAUCUCAUGGACUGCCAAAGGACAUAGUAUCGGACAGGGGCACGACCUUUACCUCGCAGUUCUGGAAAGCACUGUGCAACCAAUUGGACAUCAAACCUCGAUUCAGUACCGCCUUCCACCCACAAACCGAUGGACAGACCGAAAGAAUAAAUGCAAUUAUGGAACAGUACUUGCGGGGAUACGUCAACUAUCAACAGGACAGCUGGGCAGAAUUCCUCCCGCUGGCAGAGUUCGCGCACAAUAAUGCCACCACGGAGCCCUUAGGGGUUAGUCCCUUCCUCGCCAACUAUGGGUAUAAUCCACAACUGGACAUCCUACCCGCCGAAGAAAGACAUGAAUCCACGCCGAAGGAAGUAGUAGAAUUUGCCAACUCGAUCACCACUCUACAGACCGCAUUGCGAUCCGAGAUCCUGUACGCCCAAGCCGCCGCUGCCGAUAGCGCCAACACUACCCGACUUCCUGAACCACGACUAGAAGUAGGGGAUUUGGUAUGGUUGUCGCUAAAACAUAUACGAACUACUCGACCAUCGGACAAAUUGGACCAUAAACGCUCAGGGAAAUUCAAAAUACUCGAGCGCAUUGGAUCUCAUGCCUACCGACUAGAGCUUCCCCCAUCGAUGAAGUCCCAUCCAGUGUUUCACCUCUCCCUACUAGAACCCGCCCAAACGCAGCCUCUUCCUGGCCACAUACAACCACCCCCGCCGCCGGUAAUUGUCGAAGGGGAAGAGGAGUUUGAAGUGCAGGAGACAGGCUACGAACAACCCACCUGGGAACCCGCUCGGAACCUUGAUGCGGAGUUGGGGUCGCUGCAACGUUUUCACUCCCUGUACCCCACCAAACCCGCCUUAGUCCCUAAGAGGAUCCCCCGUGGGAAGGUAUAA